Paramacrobiotus metropolitanus is the source of this 3398-nucleotide messenger RNA. RefSeq names its product spondin-1-like. The transcript has 18 exons. NCBI's taxonomy places the organism in Eukaryota, Metazoa, Tardigrada, Eutardigrada, Parachela, Macrobiotidae. The record is from RefSeq and is a predicted model, not a curated record. Gene Ontology annotation, biological process: cell adhesion. Bases 512 to 3145 code for a protein of 877 amino acids. Gene Ontology annotation, cellular component: extracellular matrix. Gene Ontology annotation, molecular function: serine-type endopeptidase inhibitor activity.
CUUCCUAAUUCUUUUCACAUCAAGUAUCAUAGCGCUGAGCUUUAUAAGUGAAUGUGAAUAACUGAUCACGUUCUUGGCGUCCGUUGUCGACAGCCUGGACAACUGUACAUGUACAUAUAUCCACAACCGCAUAAUGAAAAAUGUCUUACGUUAGCAUGAUCUAAUAUUAUAAUCUCUGCGUUCCCGACGUCAAAAAGUAUGCCUCUGUGUCCGAACGGCAGCCAAAAAUGCUGCUUUAAUAUGGAUACAACGUGAACUCACCGACUACAUACAAGUAUACCGAAGGAUUAAUUGUAUAAGUGGAACUAUAUAUACGCCUAUUUCAUUGCCACGUCACUGGCGGUGGAGAAAGCCACAGACAUAAAUAAUUAACAUGAAAAUUAGCGAGGAAGACGAUCGUUUUUGCAUACCAGCCGUCUGUCCGUUAAUGCUACAAUUUUACUGUAGCGGCAUCGGGUGGGGCUCCUUUCCGGCGGCUGUGAUAUAUUAAUACAAUUUAUUAAUCUACAAAAUGAAUUUAGUGCCGUCCAGGGUGCCACUUUGGCGGAUAUUUUUCGCUGUUGUUAUUGUUUUUGCACUAAUCGAAACAACGGCCAUCGUGGUGGGAUUGUCGGACGAGUGCCGCAAAGUAUAUAAACCGGCAACCGGUGUCCCAAAAACACCCGGGGACAAUGGAUUUCAGAUAAGGAUAUCACAAAAUGCAGACACCUACAUCCCCGGCCGCAAUUACACUGUGACAUUACAAGGAUGGCGAACCCAAUAUAGUGUUCAGAAACUGAUUGGUUUUUGGAUACGGGCAGUUCCGCGGGAUAGCCGCGUCCGAUCUUCCUCGGCCGGCAAAUUUGAACACUUUAACGAAGCCAUGGUGACCUACGUGGGACAUUGUUCGAACAUUGUCAGUAACCGAACUUCCACUCCAAGAGCGGAAGUGGAAGUAUUGUGGCGCGCUCCCAAAUUCGGAUCAGGCUGCAUUCAGCUAAGAGCUACUGUGAUUGAAUACAAAAACAUUUGGUACCAGGAGGAAGGCGGUUUGGUCAAAGAGCUAUGUGAAGAAGGUAUUUAUAAGCAAGCCGAUCAACAACACAGCGUCCCGCCGACCUCCGCUUUCGAUUGUUGCGCUUGUGAUGACGCAAAAUACGAACUACUCUUUUCUGGCAUAUGGUCACCACAAACACAUCCGAAAGACUUCCCAACAACGCAAUGGUUUACUCAUUUUUCUGAUAUAAUCGGAGCCACGCAUACCGCAAACGUGAAGGUUUACGAAAUUGGCGGUUAUGCCAGCGAAGGCUUGAAGCAGUUAGCAGAAUGGGGGAAAACGCAAGAACUGGAAAAAGAACUAAAAACAAAGACCAAGGACAUUCGAACAAUAGUUAAAGCACGCGGUUUGUGGUAUCCUAAUUUGAAUGGGCAGACCCACGCCGUUUUUCGCACCGACAGGAAGCAUCAUCUGUUAUCUCUGGCCAGCAUGUUCGGACCAAGUCCAGAUUGGCUUGUGGGUGUCGAUUCCUUAAAUCUGUGCCUUAAAAAUUGCUCAUGGACGGACAGGAUGGAAGUGGAUUUGUUCCCGUUUGAUGCCGGCACAGAUAACGGAGUGACCUAUAUGUCGGAGAAUGCUCCCUCGCAUCCACGCGAACAAAUCCACAACAUCACGUCUACACAUCCGAAAAACCCUGCUGCGCCUUUCUUUGAUCCCAGCGGAAAGCCUAUGACCCCAUUAGCCAAAAUUAUAAUCAGUAAACAGAAGAUUUAUGAAAAAAACUGUGAUGAUCCGAACCCGGCGGCCACUAGCGAGGAAGUCACCGGAUCAUCUAUUGAUCGCGACGAGAACAGAAUGGAGUGUGCGGUAACUGACUGGGGAUUCUGGUCGUCCUGCUCAGGACCCUGUGGACAAGGAUCGCGAAUGCGAAACCGCUCAUAUCGAAAUCCUGCUAAAGCCACAAUGAACGGGUGUUCUCGUAAUCUUGUUGAGAAGGAAAUGUGCGCACAAGCCUGCGACGGAGAGGGAAGUUCCACGGCUAACGCACUUCCACAUAGCAGCAGCGGCAUAAACUGCAUGACCUCACCGUGGUCAGACUGGUCGAGCUGCAGUGUGACCUGCGGAAAAGGAAUGCGUCAGCGCAGUCGGAUGUUCAAAGAACCGAUGGCGGAUAAAUUUUGCGAUGACGCGUUGAUGGAAAAAGAAGAUUGUGAUGCCGGCGACUGUACACCGGAAGUGCCUGAAUGCAAAGUGACCGCGUGGUCUUCGUGGUCUCCAUGCAGCGUAACUUGCGGGAAAGGUACACAAGCGCGUCGCCGCCAUUACCUGUACCCAAAAGAUGCCAUAUCAUGCAGGAAAAUCCUUACCGAAAAGCGUGGAUGCAUUGCGAAUCGUACCACCUGUGAUUUUGAUGCCAUGGAACAGAAAGUUAUUUGUAUGCAGCCAAAAUCAGUUGGCAGCUGUUAUGGAUUCAUUCCAAGGUGGUACUUCGAUUCAGAUCGCGGAGCGUGUCAGCCGUUUGUCUACAGUGGAUGUCGCGGAAACAUGAACAAUUUUGAAAAUUACGAAGAGUGUAAUCGAAUUUGCGAGAGAGCUUUUGAGCAUCCGGUAACGCUGAAUCUGCUAACAUCUUCGUCUGCCAUAGAGGACAUGCAAGGAAUCGUGUCCAAUUCCAUUGAACCCGUCUAUUUCUCCCAGAUGGCAACCCAGUUGCCGUCCGCUAUGAUUAGAAAUGGAAUGAUUUGUGCGCCUCUUCCUUCGACACAGCCACAACAAGCGACCACUUUGAAGGCGCAGAUUCACACGGCACCUGUUGACUGCCAAAUUACGCCGUGGGGCGCUUGGACGCCUUGCAGCUCCUCCUGUGGACGGGGUUAUCAAGACCGGUUCCGCGAAGUUAUUGUGCAUCCCCAGAACGGCGGUACAGAUUGCCCGUCCCGGAUGCAGCAGAGACGGAAAUGCCAGAUCACACCUUGUAACCAGCAACAGCAAUGUGUGUACGGUGAAUGGAGCGAGUGGAUGGCAUGCAGUAAGACCUGUGGCCAGGGCAUACAGCAGCGUAUUCGCAUGAUUAAAGAGGCCAACAAUCCCGCGGCAUGCAGGCAUGUCCCGGUGGAAACGCGAAUCUGUGUUCUUCCCCAAUGCGGCAACGAAGUCGAAUUACACUGAACAACGCAGACAACGGCGUAGAUUGGCUCAAUCGCUCACUUCUUAAGCCUUCGAAUAAACUGUAUUAUUCGUUUGUGGUGAUACACUUCUUAGGUUAAUUAGCGCACCUUGAGUUGCUCGCUUCUCCUACAUAUGCCACUGGUUUUCAUUUGCUUUUAAAACCACACUUGCACACGCGGAAAAAAUCUUGAUGUCACUGUACACUUGGAACAAAAUUUUAUUGUGUGCAUACUGCAUAGUUGUAAUAAAGCUA